Brassica napus (rape) is the source of this 3228-nucleotide messenger RNA. Its product is annotated as GBF-interacting protein 1-like. Lineage: Eukaryota; Viridiplantae; Streptophyta; Magnoliopsida; Brassicales; Brassicaceae. The record is from RefSeq and is a predicted model, not a curated record. Bases 294 to 2738 code for a protein of 814 amino acids. The transcript is spliced from 10 exons.
UCAAAAGAAAAAAAAAAGAUUAGAGAUUCAUGAAUUUAGAAGAGAGCCCUACGCUUCCAAAAACCACACUCCUAAUUUUUUGAUAUUCCCCUUUCUCGCCCCCUCCUCCUUCUUCCUCCAACUAGUUUCAAAUCUCCACCCUCUCCUCUCUCCUGCUCAUUCAUCACCCGCGUAUUCGUUAUACAUACACAUACACAGGAGGGGGCUACUCAGACCUUCUCGGUCUGGUCCCAGAGAUUCAAUUACCAGAAAGCUACAUUCGUUUGUAAAAGAAAGAGAGAGAGAGAGAGAGGAUGGUUGGGAGUGGUGCUAGGGUUUCGAUUGGGGCGGAUACGAGGAAGACGAUUCAGACCAUCAAGGAGAUCACUGCUGGGAACUACAGCGAGGAUGAGAUUCACGCAAUGCUCCUUGAUUGCAGUAUGAAUCCCGAUGAGGCUGCUCAACGCCUUCUUCUUCAGGAUCCAUUCCUUGAGGUUAAGAAGAAGCGUGAUAAGAGAAAAGAGAACCUUAGCAACAAGGACUCUGUUGAGCCACAAUGGAGAUCUGGUGGUCCGGGCCGUGGUAGCAGGGGUGGUCGGAUGAAUUUUUCUUCUCGUCAUUCAUCACACGAUGGUGCUGGUGCAAAGAAUUCUUUCAGAAAAGAAAAUAGUCCAAAGCAGGUCGCUGAUCCAUCAACUUCGACCUCUCAACAACAAAUAAAAACUAAAGACAAUGCCUUGGUGUGUAGCCUUCCACCUGUGAUGGAUAAAAGUUCUGUUGGUUUGACAUCAGGAAGCCCUGACGGUGCACCCUCUGCUGUUGAAUCAAGCAAAAAUCGUGUAGCAUUGGGCUCUAAUGCUGUGCAAACUGAGCAGAAGUCGGCUAAUUCUCUGCCACUCUCUCGUCCAUCCUCCUCGGAGGUUCGAUUCACUUCUUCAAAUUCCAAACCAGUGAGCGAGCAACACCUUGGACAAAGCAAGUUACAGAACAGAUCCCGUGGGGUUGGGAAGGGUUCCGUGAAUGAUGCUUAUGUUCCGAGGCCUGCUUCAUCUCAUAGCAACAGCACGGGUAGCCGGCCUUCUUCUAACUACAGUAAUCGUUCGCAUCACACUGUUGGUCCUCAAAGAGUUAAGGAAUGGAAACCGAAGCCAGUGAACCAUACCACUACUCAGGGCUCUGGUGCAUCAGCUACAGCUGAAGCUCUUGCGGUUCCUACCGAAGCCAGUGAAAAAUCUGUUGAAGAUGUUGUUCCUUCUGCAGAGGGUACAUCUAGGUUGCAGAGGCAGCUUGAAGACUUGCAGAUCCAACGUCAGCAUGUUAUUAUCCCAAACCAUAUCCUUGUUCCAGAGGCUGAGCGAACCAAGUUUAGCUUCGGAAGCUUUGAUGCUGGCUUUUCUAUUACAUCAAGUUCAGUAGCUUUUCCAGAGAAUGCACCUCUCUCGCAGAAUUCACAGGAAGUUGAAGAUAGUUUGGAAGCUGACGAACUUAGCCACCCAAAUGUCCAUUCGACUGAAAAGGACGAGGAGAAUAAUGUUCAUUCCGAGUCGCUUUCACAAGUUCCAAAUGAUAUGGCUGGUGAAGGUAUUGCUGCAUCAAACGCAGCUCAAGUGUAUGAUGUCUCCAAGCAAGAGAGUCUCUUGGAGUCCGAAAGCAAUCAAAACUCUUUUGACCACGUUCCAUGUAAUAUUAUCGGGCCUGUUCCUCCAGCUCCUGCGAGCCAGCAUCCACAGUUUGAGAAUGCUGCUGACCCUCAAGCACGUGAUGCCCUUCGCAUUCCUAACUUUGUGGUCCAGCAACCAUUCGAUACAGCGAGUUACUAUGCUCAAUUCUACCGAUCAGGCCCUGACAGUGAUGGACGUGUUUCUCCCUUUGUUUCUCCAGGGGUUGCAUCCAAGUUUAAUGGAAAUGUUACAGUAUUGCCCCCUCAUUCAUCUCAAACCAUGCAAGAGGGUGGAAACAACGUAGUUCUGUCGACAGCUAGUCCAACUCCACUGGUAACACAGCCUGCUGGGCUGAUGCAGAGCUCUAUACCUGUCACGCAGCAGCCUGUUCCUUUCUUACGGCCCCCAGGAUUACACAUGUCACAUUAUCCACCGAACUACAUGCCAUAUGGACACUACUUCUCCCCAUUCUAUCUACCUCACCCAGCAAUGCAACAGUUCCUAAGCAGUGGUGGAUUUGCUCAGCAACCUCAGGCAAGCAGUGUGUAUCCUGCUCCUCCUCCACCCUCUGGAGCUGCAACAGGUGGCAAAUACACACUCCCUCAUCACAAGCCUGGGAAUAAUAAUACAGGAAACUUGACUCAUGUCGGUGUGCCUGGUGGUUACGGACCCUCACAUGGUUCCUUCCCAGCAGGAUAUAAUCCCAAUUCUGGUGCUUCAGCUGGGAACUCAACUUCCAGUGAGGAUCUCAACACGUUGCAGUUGAAGGAAAACAACGGCUACAGCACAACAGGGCAACAGAGUGAAGCAUUACCUGUAUGGAUUGCGGGACCAGGACGAGAUGUGCCGAGCUCGUUCUACGGUUUACAGCACCAGCACCAUGGGCAACACGUGACUUACGCUCCAGCACAAGCUGGUCACGUGACAUUCCCUGGUAUGUAUCAUCCGGGACAAGCAGUGACAGCAGCUGGAGGAGUUCACCAUCCGCUCUUACAACAGUCUCAGGGUGUUGCUGGAGCCGAAAUGGUUGCACCUGGGCCUCCUAACGUUUUCCAACAGCCUCAGCAAACACCGACGAAUUGGCCAAGUAAUUACUGAAACAUGAAGCAAAAGGAAAAAAUGGAAAAGAAGAUUUUUGGGGAUUCAACCAGAGUAUCAGGAAGAUAUGGUGGUGCGGGUUUCGUUGACUUGCGUGUGUGUGUGUGUAUGCCAUCUAACAAAUUACCGAAGAAAGGAAGCUAUGAAGUUGAGCAUGAAGGGAUUGACAGAGGAUGAUCAUAAAAGGAUAGGGGAGGUAUUUUUUAAUGAAUCCAGUGUUUUUUUGGUGUUUCUAUAUCUUUUUUUCAUUUUUUUGGGGGGUUUUAGCAAAAUAUUUGCUUUAUUAGUUUUUAGCUCUUCUGAGCUAAGCCAAAAGAACUUUUCCUGCCUGAGUCUGUAUCUAAAGACUCUUGGUUCUUUUCUCAGCCUUUUGUGAACAUGUUCAAAUAUGAAGUUACCUGAACUUUUAUUUGAAUUAAAAAUACAAGAAAAUAUGUAGAAUGUUAAUAGUCUUCCAGAAUAUCCAAAUAAUAUUAAAGUGUUUUUGAAA